This is a messenger RNA of Dichotomopilus funicola, 222 nucleotides long. RefSeq lists its product as uncharacterized. Bases 1 to 222 code for a protein of 73 amino acids. NCBI's taxonomy places the organism in Eukaryota, Fungi, Ascomycota, Sordariomycetes, Sordariales, Chaetomiaceae. The record is from RefSeq and is a predicted model, not a curated record. The transcript is spliced from 2 exons.
AUGGCCCGCUGGGAAGACAUUAGAGAGGACUUAUUUGAGGCCAUCCUACAAGCCCAGGUCCCUAUCACUAAGGACCAGCAAGCCGAGAUUGUCAAAAUCAUGAAGGAGAAGGGCUAUGACAUUAGCUGGAAUGCUAUUCGGCUCGAGAAGGAAGGCAUUCUAUCUCGCCGCCAGGAAAGCAAGUGCUUUGACUCGGCGGCUUCAGCGGUCUCGGCGGUCUGA